AUGGCGUAUCGUCACGAGGCGCCGUAUCGGCCUCAAGAUCGCAAUGAGGUCUCGGAUAUGCUCCGCGGCCUCGAUGCAAACAAAGGCAAGGGCAAGGGUAAAGGCGGCUUCUCAUGCAAGAAGAGCACCUUCAAUGUCGACGGCUCUGAUAUCAAAGUCGACUCGUGGAAGAUGCAAGACUGGGAUUACAAGAAGCCGAACCUGCCAACAUACGCUCGAGGUCUUUUCACAUACACCACCAGCAAAGGACAUCCGGAAAUCGCCAUUCGCGGAUACGACAAAUUCUUCAAUCACGGUGAAGUGCGCGAGACGGAAUGGGAUAACGUCGAGCAGAACACACGUGGGCCAUAUGAGCUCAGCGUGAAAGAAAACGGCUGUAUUAUCUUCAUGAGCGGACUCGAGGACGGCACAUUACUCGUCUGCAGCAAACACUCGACUGGAUCUCGUGGCGAUACGGAGCAGAGCCAUGCUAAAGUCGGUGAGGAGUGGGUGGACAAGCAUCUGGCUUCUGUGAGAAAGACGAGGCAGCUGUUGGCAGUCAAGUUACGGGAGAUGAAUGCCACAGCCGUGGCAGAACUGUGCGACGAUGAGUUCGAGGAGCACGUGCUGGAGUAUCGUCCAGAGGCCGCUGGUCUUUAUCUCCACGGCAUCAACCUCAACUUACCAGAGUUCGCCACCUACCCACAUGAUCUUGUCGACCAGUUUGCCGAUGAAUGGGGCUUCAAGAAGACCAUGUAUGUCAUCAAGGAUGAUCUCCAGGAUGUCAAGCAGUUCCUCGACAAGAUCGCAGAAACUGGGAACUACGCUGGACGCGACACAGAAGGCUUCGUCAUCCGAUGCCAAUCCAAGGCCAAUACGAAUGUGUGGCACGACUGGUUUUUCAAGUACAAGUUUGAGGAGCCCUACUUGAUGUACCGUCAAUGGCGUGAGUGCACCAAAGCAGUCAUCGCAGGGCGGCAGCCUAAGUACAAGAAGCACAAGAAGAUUACCGAAGAAUAUAUCGUCUUCGCCCGCAAGAAGCUCCAUGGCCAUCCAGAUCUGGCCAGGGCAUAUAACCAGAACCAUGGUAUCAUCAAGAUGCGCGACGAAUUCCUCGCCUCCAUCGGCUUGAAAGGCUCGGAUAUUAUUCGACAGGAGGAAGCUGAGGGCGAAGUCUCGAACGACCAGGUCACAAGAGAUGUGGUCUUGGUGCCUGUUGCGACUAUUGGCUGUGGAAAAACGACUGUUGCUCUUGCCCUGUGCAAACUCUUCAACUGGGGACACGUCCAGAAUGACAACAUUACCGUGAAGAAAGGCAAGCCACAAGCAUUUGCAAAUGAGUGUUGCAGCGCGUUGGCCGAAUACUCCACCACGGUUGCAGACCGCAACAACCACCAACGUCGUGAGCGACAGCAACUCAUCAACGACGUCUCGAGGGUGGUGCCCAGUGCACGCUUUGUGGCGCUCCACUUCGUUCACGAUCGUCACAACUACGACAACAUUCGCGCCGCUCUCCGAGACCGAGUAAUCAAUCGAGGCGACAACCACCAAACCAUUCACACCAGCAAAGGCGCUGACGAGAUCAUUGGCAUCAUGGAAGGCUUCAUGCAGCGUUUCGAGCCCGUCAACCCAGAAGCUCCUCCGGACGAUGGGUUUGACACUGUCAUUGACGUCGACCCGACUUCUUCGUCGCGGCAAAACCUCGAAACCGUGGUCAGUCGGCUCUACAUUGAGUAUCCUCAGCUCUUUGGAGAUCACGAAAUGCCCACCGCCGAUGACAUGGAUGCUGCUAUCGAUGCUGCGAUGAAGGACUACCAAGUCGACAUCAAACAUGAGAUCAAGAGCCGUGACGACCGAAACCGAGGCAACAAGCAGCAAAAUGGACCGAAGGCCCAAGCAAACGGAUCAGCCAAGCCCAAGCAGCGCAACGUUGAAUUCUUCGCUGUUGAAUUGCCGGCGACACGUGUGUCUGGGAUUCUCGAGGCCCUGUUUAGCGAGGCACCGGCCGAUGUGGCGAAGAUGUACAACACCUUGAAGCAUCAGCGACGCAUUCAGGCUGCAUUCCAUGUCACCCUCAUCCAUCGUGCCAUGUCAGGCCAGCAUCCGGAGCACUGGUCUUGGCUGUCCGACCUGCACAACCAAGCUUGUGGCCCCACAGCAGAGCGCGCCUACACGAUGCCAGAUCCCCGACUGGGUGCUUGCAAGGUCCGACUGGAGCGCGUGGUCUGGGACGAUCGCAUCAUGGCUAUUGUUGUCCGUCUGAGUCCGCUGGGUGGUAGCAAUGAGCAGUUCAGCACGGUCAACAACACCGCCCACAUCACGGUAGGAACAGCAUCUCCGGAUGUGAAGCCCAAGGAGUCGAACGAGCUGCUGGCGCGCUGGCUGCAGGAGGGCAGUGGGCCCAACGGCAUUCACGAGAUGUCUGUCAAGGGGAACGUGGAAUUGGAAGGCACGGUCAAGGCUACACUGUCGAGGUAG
Lecanosticta acicola is the source of this 2457-nucleotide messenger RNA. The record is from the annotation of a GenBank genome assembly. Lineage: Eukaryota; Fungi; Ascomycota; Dothideomycetes; Mycosphaerellales; Mycosphaerellaceae.